Molecule: messenger RNA, 780 nt
Organism: Lampris incognitus (smalleye Pacific opah)
Lineage: Eukaryota; Metazoa; Chordata; Actinopteri; Lampriformes; Lampridae
Gene: med11
Product: mediator complex subunit 11
Exons: 3
Coding region: 87-431 (114 amino acids)
Biological process (GO): regulation of transcription by RNA polymerase II
Cellular component (GO): mediator complex
Molecular function (GO): transcription coregulator activity
Source: RefSeq, a predicted model, not a curated record
UUGACAGUAAGUUUUAACUAUGCGUUGGACGAGCAAUAGAUCUACAAAGAGCAACUGAAACGACAAGUACAUUUUACCAGCAAGUAAUGGCAAACGAACGUCUUCGAUCCUUGGAGGAUGUGGAGAAGGAGAUUGCAAUGAUACUGCAGUGUGCCGGUAACAUCAUUCUGGAGCUAUCCAAAGACAAACACAAUGCCAGCUUUCUAGACCGGCAGUUGGCUCAGUUUCAAACCUCUGUCAACAGAGUUGAGAGCGAACUGAGUGCCCAGAUCCGCUAUCUUACACAGGUGGCGACAGGUCAGCCCCAUGAGAGCUCCACCUAUUCAUCAAGGAAGGACUGUCAGAUGGCGCUCAUCAGAGCAGAAUACGCCAAGGUCAAGCUGGGGGAGCUAGGAAGGACUUGCGAAAUUAUGCUGGAUCAACAAACAUAGAGAGGAGCCAGAUGGUGGCUAAACCUGAAGUGUUGGUAAAAAUGUAGAGCAGAUUAGUCCCACAGAGUCAUGACACCUGGACUGGCAUUACUGCUGGUUUUUGGAUAUUGAUAGUCUUGCAUUUGAGGUCAGCUGAGGAUGAAUAUAUACAUGCUUUCUUUCACAAGGGCUUUUUAUGAUAUAAUUUAUGUCAUUUCAUAUUAGCUGAAGAUCUCGUGUCAAGUUUCAUGUUCUUAAGUGAAAAAGUGUAUUGUUUUUACAAAUUAACAAAUAAGGACAGAUGUGACAGCAGUAUAAUAACACUUUCUUUACAAUUUCUCCCAUUUGUAAAAUAAAACAAGCAGUAUUU